AUGACAAGCUGGUUUACAUCGUCGUCCCCGCUGGACGACCAGGUCGAGAAGGCUACCUCGUCUAGCUUGGAGGAUAUCGCUUUGAACCUGGAGAUUUCAGAUCUGAUUCGGUCCAAGACGGUGCAGCCUAAGGAGGCUAUGAAGGUGCUGAAGCGCAGGCUGGAGACGAAGAACCCUAACGUUCAGCUUGCCACGCUUAAGUUGACCGAUACCUGUGUGAAGAAUGGCGGUCGGCAUUUUCUCGUCGAGAUCGCAUCCCGGGAAUUCAUGGAUAACCUCGUAUCUUUACUCAAAACCGAGGGCCCAAAUGCGCUGAAUUACGAUGUCAAGGCCAAGAUGCUAGAGCUCAUACAGAACUGGGCCAUGGCCGCUCAGCCCAGGAACGACCUAUCCUAUAUUGCCGAAACCUACCGCAAACUACAGAACGACGGAUAUAACUUCCCACCAAAGACCGAGAUAGCAAGCACAAUGCUGGAUAGUGAUGCUCCCCCUGAGUGGAUAGAUUCUGAUGUCUGCAUGCGGUGUCGCACUGCAUUUACAUUUACAAAUCGCAAACACCACUGUCGCAACUGCGGGAAUGUGUUCGAUGCUCAAUGUUCAAGCAAGACCCUGCCACUACCGCAUCUCGGGAUAAUUCAACCCGUCCGGGUGGAUGAUGGCUGUUAUGCUAAACUUACAUCAAAAUCCACCACCGCAGCCGUACGCUCGUUCAGUAACUCGUCAAGCUCGCCAGCGGUCCCUGCGAAUAAGCCCCGUAUGGAACCUCGGAGUGCAUAUGCUGAUAACGAUUUUGACGAGGAUUUGAAACGGGCACUACAGAUGAGUCUCGAGGACUCAAAGGGCCGGCAGUCCUCUGGUUAUGUUCCACAACCUAAAUCAACAUACGCUCCUCCCAAGGUGCAAGUUAGCGCCCCGAAACAUGAUGACGAAGAAGAUGCAGACCUCAAGGCUGCUAUUGAAGCGUCGUUAAAGGAUGUGGAGGAGCAGAAGCGGAAACACACUGCUGCCCUGAAGAGCUCUGCUUUCAGCGACAAACCAGCAGCCACUCAACCUUCUGCGGUAUUACCGAAAAAGGAUUAUGAGCUGACUCCUGUUGAAGCUGAAAAUAUAAACUUGUUGGCCACGCUUGUAGACCGACUGCAACACCAACCUCCAGGGACUAUUCUCCGAGAACCCCAAAUUCAGGAAUUAUACGAAAGUAUUGGUGCUCUACGGCCUAAGCUCGCUCGAACAUAUGGUGAAACGGUCAGCAAAUAUGAUACACUUCUUGAUCUCCAUGCUAAGCUGUCAACGGUCGUACGAUAUUACGACCGCAUGUUGGAAGAACGACUCUCAAAUACCUACUCUCGCCAGACUUUGAAUGCAUAUGAUAAUGUUCGCCCCCAGUCGGGUUCCAACUUCUACCCAUCUAUGGCACAACAUAACACUGGCGGCCACGAAGGCGCCGAAAACUUUUACCUUGGAACCGGAGCACCUCCUGAACCUCAUCAGUCGGCAUAUCCCCAGUACCCAAAUAACUACUCACAACCGCCGCCACAACAAGCACACGAAUACCAAGGACAGGCACCUUCGUCCAUUUCCUCUUUUGACCGGAGGGCGUCCACCCACGGUAGCCUGCACUCUCAGCCCAGAAAUUCUGAACAAUUCCCCCGACCGCCUCAACAGCCCUCUUAUCCAUACGCCCCUCAAGAUCUUCCACAAUCUUCACCACACGGAACAGAGUCCGUCUCCCCGCCACAGCACAUAACGCAGCAGUAUCCCCCUACCCAGUACCCACCACCAUCCGCAACCCCUCACCAAACUGUUUACACCCCUCCUGUCCCGACGAGUGGACAACAUCCCAAUUAUAACUACAUGUCACCCGCCCUACAACCUCCACUACAACAGCAGCAGCAACAGCAGCCGCAGCCACACAUGCAACCGCAACCGCAACCGCAACAACAGGCGCCUCCAAAACCACUUGUUGAGGAAAGCCUAAUCGAACUUUAA
This is a messenger RNA of Nannizzia gypsea CBS 118893, 1989 nucleotides long. Its product is annotated as vacuolar protein sorting-associated protein 27. Gene Ontology annotation, cellular component: ESCRT-0 complex. The coding region runs from base 1 to 1989 and encodes 662 amino acids. Gene Ontology annotation, biological process: protein transport to vacuole involved in ubiquitin-dependent protein catabolic process via the multivesicular body sorting pathway; protein targeting to vacuole. The transcript is spliced from 5 exons. NCBI's taxonomy places the organism in Eukaryota, Fungi, Ascomycota, Eurotiomycetes, Onygenales, Arthrodermataceae. The record is from RefSeq and is a predicted model, not a curated record. Gene Ontology annotation, molecular function: metal ion binding; phosphatidylinositol-3-phosphate binding; ubiquitin binding.